UCACAGAUCGGAAUUCUGCAUUUUCCGCCUUCCUGACAAAUUGUGACGAUCGCCAACUGUUCCAGUUGACGAUAUUCUACCGGGCCAGACUUGAGCCGUCAAUCGAGGAGGGCGUGAGAGCACUCGGCCUCAUGUUAACACGCGAGAAUCACUUCACAGGGCUGGAGUAUGAUAUCGUGACUGAGCUGGCGGAGGAGGGAAACCGAGCGGGUGCUUCCAAACUCCUCCUGAAUCUGGUGAUGGAGAAGGGCUCCGGGGCCCUGAGGGUGAUGUGGGAAUCCUUUGUGAAAAUACAUCACACGUUACCGAAGCUGAGCGGAAUACUGGAGGAAAUACGGGAACGUGGUGACGGCCAGUUCGCCUUCAUGGACACUGAGCUGGGUUUAUCUGAAGUUUCCAAGCAUCUGAAAGAUCGGAACUCUGCAUUCUCUGCCUUCCUGUCAAAGUGUGACGAUCGGCAACUGUUCCAGUUGACGAUAUUCUACCGGGCCAGACUUGAGCAGUCAAUCGAGGAGGGCGUGGGGGCACUAGGCCUCAUGUUAACACGCGAGGAUCACUUCACAGGGCGGGAGUCUGUCAGAGUGACUGAGCUGGUGCACAAGGGAAUGGGAGCGGUCGCUUCCAAACUCCUCCUGGAUCUGGUGAUGGAGAAGGGCUUCGGGGCCCAGAAAGUGAUGUGGGAAUCGUUUGUGAAACUACAUCACAGAUUACCGGAGCUGAGCGGAAUACUGGAGGAAAUACGGGAACGUGGUGACGGCCAGUUCGCCUACAUGGACACUGAGCGGGGUUUAUCUGAAGUUCCCAAGCAUCCGAAAGAUGUUCAGCGGAUACACAAGGAGACUCUGCGGGCACAAACGGAAACACUGAGAGUGGACACGAUCCUGAUGAGGGAGAAGGUGAAGGUUUUCCAGCUGGUUGAUCGAUACGCUGAGCUCACGGUCAUUUCUACUGUUCGAGAUCGGAGACUGGUGGAACAUGAGCUGCUGGCAAGAGGCAGAGACCACGAGGAGUGCAGAGAGAAACAUCUCCGCGGAGAGCUGGAGAAAAUCAGCACAGAACAACUGUUUCGGAGAAAUUACUCACAUAGCUUACGGGGCCAAAAGUUUCUGAGAUGUUCGGCAACUGUGGCCGGAGUCCCAGGGAUAGGGAAAACAACAAUGGUACAAAAAAUUGUUUAUGACUGGGCCACGGGAAAAAUAUAUCAACAAUUUCAGUUUGUCUUCAGUUUCAAGUUCCGGGAUUUAAACACCAUUAACCGCAGAAUAAGCCUGACGGAACUGAUUCUGGAUCAGUAUCCAUACUUUGGGAAUAUCCUGAGAGAGGUCUGGAAGAACCCAGAAGGAUUGCUGUUUAUAUUCGAUGGUUUGGAUGAAUUCAAACACAACAUCGAUUUUGCUGACAGUCGGAGAGAUACAGAACCCAAGCACCAGUGCCCAGAUCCUGAGUGGUGGUGUGAAGUGUCUGACAUUGUGUACAGUUUAAUCCAGGGCAAGCUGCUCCCAGGGUGUUCAGUGCUGGUGACCACCCGUCCCACUGCGUUACAUCUAUUGGAAAAGGCUGAGAUCGGUGUCUGGGCUGAAAUCCUGGGAUUUGUUGGUGAGGAACGGAAGGAAUAUUUCAUCAGGCAUUUUGAAGAUCAGACGGUGGCAGCAGCUGUUUUCAAACAUGUGAAGGAGAACGAGAUCCUGUACACCAUGAGCUACAACCCCUCCUACUGCUGGAUCCUCGCUCUGGCACUGGGCCCCUUCUUCACACAAAGAGUCAGGGACCCGAAGCGAGUUCCCAAGACCAUCACCCAGCUAUAUUCCUACUAUAUUUACAAUAUCCUGAAAAACCACGGCCGUGAGAUUGAGAGCCCCCGUGAUGUGUUACUCAGAGUUGGUCAGAUGGCCCUCAAAGGCGUGUCCGAGAGGAAGAUUGUGUUUACAGAUGGAGAUUUGAUCAACCACGAUCUGCAGCCUUCCCAGUUCCUGUCCGGGUUCCUGAUGGAGCUUUUGGAGAGAGAGGAUUCUGCCCGGUGUGUAGUGUACACAUUCCCACACCUCACCAUCCAGGAGUUUGUAGCUGCAGUCGCACAAUUCCUGAUCCCAGAUGGCAGAGAUAUCCUAAAGUUCCUCGCUGAAGCCCACAACACCACAGAUGGGCGAUUUGAGUUAUUUCUCCGUUUUGUUGCUGGUCUCUCCAACCCAAUGAUAGCUCGGGGCCUGGAAGAAUUUCUGGGUCCAUUUCCUCGUCAAACAACCUGCCGGGUGAUUGACUGGGUGAAGGAGGAGGUUAAACGUCAGAGUGGAAACACAUGGAGUGAAGCUGGUAAAAGGAGCCUCCUGAAAACUUUGCACUACCUGUUUGAGUCUCAGAAUAGUGGACUGGCUCAGGCCGCACUGGGAUCAGUGGAAACACUUUCAUUCAGUGGAAUGACACUGACCCCGAUUGACUGCGCGGUCCUGUCUCAUGUCAUCGGACUCUGUGAUACAAUAAAACACCUCGACCUGGAGAGCUGCCACAUUCAGUGUGAAGGAAUCCAGCGGCUGGGACCCGGACUGCACAAGUGCCAGGAGUUGGGCCUUGGGGAGAAUGAACUGGGGAAUUCAGGAGUGAAACUGGUGUCUGCGGCUCUGAGGAACCCGGAGUGUAAAAUACAGAAACUGUGGCUGAGGAAGGUCGGUCUCACAGAUUUCGGUGCCGAGGAUCUCGGCUCCGCUCUCAGUACAAGCCGAUCGUUGACGGAGGUGAAGCUGAGUCAUAAUGUACUGGGAGAUUCAGGAGUGAAACUUAUGUCUGCGUUUCUGAAGAACCCAGUGUGUAAAAUACAGAAACUGUGGCUGAACAAUGUCGGUCUCACAGAUUCUGGUGCCGAGGAUCUCGUCUCCGCUCUCAGCACAAACCCAUCACUGACGAUGCUGAACCUGGAAUCAAACUUGCUCACAGACCGAUCUGUCCCCGCUCUCCGCCGCCUCAUACUGACCCUCCCGAGUCUGGAGUGGAUCUGGUUAAUGGAGAAUCUAUUCAGCGCGACCGGGAGGAAGGAACUGAGAUCUCUGCAGGAACCUAAACCCGGACUGAAAGUGGCAGUGUGA
Molecule: messenger RNA, 3077 nt
Organism: Mobula hypostoma (lesser devil ray)
Lineage: Eukaryota; Metazoa; Chordata; Chondrichthyes; Myliobatiformes; Myliobatidae
Product: NACHT, LRR and PYD domains-containing protein 3-like
Exons: 11
Coding region: 132-3077 (981 amino acids)
Cellular component (GO): cytoplasm
Molecular function (GO): protein binding
Source: RefSeq, a predicted model, not a curated record